AUGGGCGAGAGAGAGAAGGCGGGGUCAGAAGACGUAUGUGAGCAAGAAGUUGAGGCUCGGUUUCAUGCGUGUGAGUUUCACAUCGGCACUCACUGUCUCUCCCUCCCUCCCUCUCAGGGUGUUCUGCGAUGGCCCGGCCUUGUUAUCAGCCGGGGGUCAGCGCACGAAUGGUGUGGGAGAUCGCACCGGGGGGGGGGGACAUCUGUCUCGUACUGCAUGGCUGACAGUAGAUGAGGGUAAUAAUUAUAAUGAAGUAGAGGAGGGGAGGGUGGUGAGGGGAUAAGGAGAAUGACGAGCAGUAGGAGUGGGAAGUUCCCAGCACAUGUGUGUGUGUGUGCAUGUACAGGCAGCAACGCCGAACUUUCACACUGAUUCUCGUGUUCUCACGGCAGUGGAGUGGGUUGAGAAAAGACGACGACAUGGUCCCUUCACCCUCGAAACCCGGCAGUCGUUUUGCGCACGCAAAAGACCAGAAAUAGUCGCAUGAAAGGUAGUUAGUCGACUGGCCAACGCUGCACCUAAAAUCUGUCAAUGGGAGAUAGAUUUGACCGUCUGCUGAAGAGCCUUUCUCGCAUGGCGUUUCAAAUUUAGAAUUAAAACUAAUGUGAACAGGGCCUCGUGUCACCUACUUUUCACUUGUCUGCAUCAGGGCAGAGCAGUUAUUUGUGUUUGUCUGAUCCAGAGAAAAAAACAUGUGAACGCUGAACUAAUCUGCUUCAUCCAUCUACUCGGUUUAUGCAGAAAUCAAAAAAAUGGAAGAGCUGAGAGUAUAGUUGGAAUUUCCAACUAACCCUCUUAUACUGUACACUCGACCUAUUGGAUAUCUCGCUACAGUUGUAACGUUAAACGGGCCUUCUGCCGCCAAUCACUCAGGUUACUGAGGUUUUAUGUUUUCCUCAUAAAUUUUUGUCAAAACUUGAAGCCCCGUCGUCAGAGCAGCCCUUGUCAAACUCGCAACGCAUUUGGUGUAGGCAUGUCAUUUGAAUACUAGAAAAUUCGAUGUAGUAAUCGAUUAAGCUGCCCGCCUACAAAUCUAGCAGCACGCAAUGUGAGGAGAAGGCGAGGAAGAGGGGAAUAAAGAUGAUGUGAUGAUGUUGAUGACGUUGAGGAUGAUGAUGAUGAUGAUGACGAUGAUGAUGAUGAUGAUGAUGAUGAUGGUGAUGAUGAUGAUGAUGAUGAUGAUGAUGAUGAUGAUGAUGAUGAUGAUGAUGAUGAUGAUGAUGAUGAUGAUGAUGAUGAUGAUGAUGAUGAUGAUGAUGAUGAUGAUGAUGAUGAUGAUGAUGAUGAUGAGGAUGAGGAUGAGGAUGAGGAUGAUGAUGAGGAUGAUGAUGAUGAUGAUGAUGAUGAUGAUGAUGAGGAGGAGGAGGAGGAGGAGGAUGAUGAUGAUGAUGAGGAUGAUGAUGAUGAUGAAGGUGUGUGA
This is a messenger RNA of Spirometra erinaceieuropaei, 1420 nucleotides long. The record is from the annotation of a GenBank genome assembly. NCBI's taxonomy places the organism in Eukaryota, Metazoa, Platyhelminthes, Cestoda, Diphyllobothriidea, Diphyllobothriidae.